This is a messenger RNA of Penicillium nucicola, 498 nucleotides long. RefSeq names its product putative glutamine-serine rich protein MS8. Gene Ontology annotation, cellular component: outer membrane. The transcript has 2 exons. Lineage: Eukaryota; Fungi; Ascomycota; Eurotiomycetes; Eurotiales; Aspergillaceae. Bases 1 to 498 code for a protein of 165 amino acids. The record is from RefSeq and is a predicted model, not a curated record.
AUGUCGCAUUACGGAGGUUCCCAACAAAACCAAUACAACGGCAGUGGUCAAUACUACGACCAACAAGGCCAAGGGUAUUACCCCGCGCAACAAGGCCAUCCCCAGCCUCAACAAGGCUAUUAUCCAGAGGGCCAACCCGCUUACGGUCAACACGCACCUCAGCAGUCUUACGGGCAGCAGUACCAACAGGGACCAUAUCAAGGUGGUCCGGGAUACGGCCAGCCUCAGCAAGACCGCGGUCACUCGCCCUACCCGCCUCAGCAGCAGCAGUACCAACAGGGUGGUGAAAGUUCCUCUUACUAUGGUGGUGCGCCACCUCAGCAACAGGGAGCCCCUGGAGCACCUGGAGCUGAGGGUGAGAGGGGACUCGGGUCUACUUUGAUGGGUGGUGCUGCUGGUGGGUUCAUGGGUCAUAAGUUGGGUCAUAGUGCGCUUGGUACCGCUGGCGGCGCCGUUCUGGGUGCUGUUGGAGCCAAUAUUCUGAAUAACAAAUUGUGA